Molecule: messenger RNA, 867 nt
Organism: Lentinula edodes (shiitake mushroom)
Lineage: Eukaryota; Fungi; Basidiomycota; Agaricomycetes; Agaricales; Omphalotaceae
Product: RlpA-like double-psi beta-barrel-protein domain-containing protein-containing protein
Exons: 7
Coding region: 1-867 (288 amino acids)
Source: RefSeq, a predicted model, not a curated record
AUGUCUUUCACCAAGUCUGUCGUUAUCCUGCUUUCCGCAUUCACUUGUGUCCAAGCUCUCGCUACCCCUCAUGCCAUCCGCGAUGUCCACCACCACAGAGCAGUGGCUGCACGUGUUGCGCAACCCACUUCUGGACUAGACAAUAUUCCUCCCUUAGUUCUUCCUAAGAAGCGUGACCUUAGCAAGCGUUCUUUGAGGAAACGAUGCCAGGCACGACCUGCACCCUCUGCCAGCAGCUCAGUUGCAGUUGUUUCUUCGUCGUCAUCAUCGUCCUCAGAAGCUGCUUCUUCAUCAGCUGCUCCUGUGAAUGUUGGUUCAGAUCCUACCAGCAUUAUCAUCAGCAGCAGCAGCACCUUGUUCACAACAUCCGAUACUCCUACUCCUACUCCCACGCCAACCCCGACCCCGACCCCCACACCAACCCCAUCAACCUCAUCUGAGGCUCCAGCUACAACAUCGAGCUCUUCUGAGGCUGCUGCUACCACAUCCAGCAGUUCGUCUUCUUCCUCUGAUUCAAGUGCAGCCAACUUUUUGGCAGGAACCAAUUCCGGUCAAGGAACCUAUUAUGCGACCGGACUAGGAGCCUGCGGCAUUACGAAUGUUGACACAGAUCCCAUCGUAGCUGUCUCCGAAGUUCUCUUUGAUGGAUAUCCUGGAUAUGACGGCGUCAACCCGAAUAACAACCCUGUCUGCAACAGGCAGAUCGUUGCGACCUAUCAAGGCGUGUCAGCCACAGUCACCGUUACUGAUAGGUGUACUGGUUGUUCCGAAACGUCACUUGACUUUUCACCUUCUAUCUUCUCCCAGUUGACCAACAAUGACCUCGGCUUGGGCCGUAUCGAUAUCACCUGGGAGUGGGCAUCAUAA